AUGCUCGAUCAACAGAUUGAAUCAGCAUCGAGUAAACUAGUACAAUUUAUUCAAGAUUUAACAAUAAAUUUUCAAACAAUUUUCAAUAAUAAUUUUAAUAUAAAUUUCAAUCAACAUUUUAUUGAACUAUUUCAAUUACGUAGUGAUUAUGCUAAACAACUUGCAUCUUUAUUUGAUAUGUUAAUUAAUAGAGUUAUUGAAGAAUUUCUUCCAAAUCGAAUAAUUCAACUUAAAAUAAAUAUUGAUCCUGUACAAAUGUGGCGAUCAAUACAAAAUUCUAUUGAUCAAUUAAAUGAUUUACAAAGACAAGAUUUACAUUCAAUUAUCAAACACAUUCGAACAAUUAAUAAUUAUUUUUAUAAUCUUUUAUUACAAGUAAAAAAUGCAGAAUUUCUUAAAGUUGAUCAAACACGUGCAAUGUAUCAAAAUCUGACAGAAGAGUUAUAUUGCCUCUCAGAAAGUUUAUUACAUUUUACAAGUAUUUUUUUUAUUAACACAGAAAAGAUUAAUACGAUAAAAUCAUCAGACUAUUCAAAACCUGUUGAUACCUAUUUAUUUCAAAAUGUAUCAACAACAACACAAUCUACAAACAAUAAUAAUAAUCAUGUAAAUGAAAUAACGACAAAUACUUCAUCAAAUAAAAAAUCUAGUAUGUCUUCUCCGAUGAACUCUAAUUGUAAUCAAUGUAAUAUGAUAAACAAUCAAAUACCACAGCAACCCUAUUGGAAUGGUACUGGACGAGGCUUUUGUUUUCAACCAAAUCCUGUUCAUUGUGCUACAGGAUCAGUACCAAUUACAAAUGUAUUUGCACAUCAAAAACCAAUGAGUUGUAGUAAUACUUCACAAAAAAAUGACGUACCACCACCUCUAUGUUUUCCAACGCCUGUUGUGUAUACACCUGAAAUGGAAACACUUUCCUCAUCGGGUGGUAUUAUUUAUGCUCGAAAAUCCGGUAAUACAUGGAUAGCAGAAAACUUAGGUACAUUAAUAGAAACUCUUAAAGAUAUUGGACAAACAAUUGAUAUGAAUGCACAUUGUGAGAUUCUAGUACGAAAAACAGGUGAAUUACUUGUUCGUCGAAAAAGAGGUCGUCGAAAACGUUUUUUACAACAAACUAUAAGUAAAACAACAGCACGUGGAAAUAAUGCAUAUGCAGAAAUGAAUGCAAAUCAAGAACAAUCGGAUUCUAAUAAUAGUAAUGAUGAUCAGUAA
Adineta steineri is the source of this 1212-nucleotide messenger RNA. Lineage: Eukaryota; Metazoa; Rotifera; Eurotatoria; Adinetida; Adinetidae. The record is from the annotation of a GenBank genome assembly.